ACCUGGAGGAGGUCAAGUUGCUGGACGCUAUGGCUCCAGAUGCAUUAAAGAAGGAGAAAAGGAAAGAUAGAAAACAAAGUACCAAGGGUCCAAAGGUUAAGAAGGAGCCUUUAGACCCCGAUGUAGACGUUGAAUUGCUCUCCAAAGAUCAAGCAAAGAACGAGAGUCAAGCUCUCGACCUAUCGGAGAGCGAGGACGAGAUUGAGCUAGAGGACCUACGCCAGCACUUUAUGCUUGGUGCCGAUGGAGAAGACGAGACUAUGUUAGGGAAUGACGCUGGUCAACUAUACCUAUUCCAAUUUCCGGAAGAUUUUCCCAACUUUGAAGUCCUCAGAAACCCAGAGAAUGACGAAAACUUGUCUAAAACUUCUACCAAGAAGCGAUCCGCUUCUCCAAGUAAACGAGUAUCGUUUGCAGAGGACGCUAAAGCAGUAUCGAACUCCAAAGAACCAUCCAAAGAGGCUGACUCAAAGGAAGAGGAAGUGGGAGAAAAGCCCUCAAAUGACGACAAACCCUCAGGAAUCAUUGGGCAUCUGGAGAUACUUCAAAGUGGGGCGGUCUUUGCAGCGACUCAGCCUUCUUUCCUACAACAAGCCGUCAUGCUGGAUCUACCAAAUAAGAAGAUGAAUGUCCUGGGCAAUGUCAGCCGAAGAUUUGUGGCUACUCCAGAUAUCGACGCCUUGAUUGACA
Messenger RNA from Acaulospora colombiana, 690 nucleotides. Lineage: Eukaryota; Fungi; Glomeromycota; Glomeromycetes; Diversisporales; Acaulosporaceae. The record is from the annotation of a GenBank genome assembly.